AUGCCUCAUUUUCUCAUCUUCCUGGCAUCUGGGAAACUAAGCUGCUUUGGAAGUAAAACAACAUCCCAUGCAGAUAACCAGGACAUCAACCAAGGGGGCUUAUGGGAAGCAGGUGUCCACAUACGUUUGGUCAUAGUGUAUGUUCUAAAUGUAAUUCUAUGGUCCAUACAGGUUCAGUGCUAUAACACAGAAGAGGACCAAUGGCAGUAUGUGUCAUCCUGUCCCUUCUCUCAGAGAUGCAUCAAUGCCACCACACACAAUAACACCAUCUAUGUGGUGGGAGGACUCCUGGACCAGAUUUACAGCUACACACCAAAGACCGAUAACUGGAGCAAAGUGGUGGACUUACCAAUGAAGCUGGAGAGCUGUGGCCUGACUGUGUGUGAGGGGAAGGUCUACAUCGUCGGGGGGAGAGAUAGUUGUGCCUCGGCCACCGACCAGGUUUGGGCCUACAGUCCUGAGAGCGGCAAGCUGACAGACGAGAAGCCCAUGUCACGCAGUGUCAGCUACCACGGUUGUGUCACUGUCACCCAGUGGCCACCAAAGAAGACCCACUGAGGUGUAGGUGGAAGUUGCCACUAGACGCUGAUCAUGGGUCAGUUAUACUAAUGGUUAAAGGUAGUUUUGGGGGAGGAGAAGCUGAUCCUAGCUCUGUACCUAGGGGAAACUUCACCCCAGAACCUGGGCUGCUGCCUGAUGAUUGGCAGUUGACUGAAUCAUGUUCCCAUAGCCUGCUACUAUUGGAUGAAAGUACUUACAACUCCCUCCCCCAUCUAUAGACCACAAGAAUGAUAAGAGGCGACAAGAGACGGCCCAGACCUCACGUUUUGAGGUUGUUGCUUCAACGCCUUGUCAGUUUUGUAUUUAUGUAAUAUGUUGUUAGAUGCCAUUUAAUUGAGGAAGAGGCCCAGAACAUACACUACCGUUCAAAUGUUUGGGGUCACUUAAAAAUGCAAAUUUUUCGUCCAUUAAAAUAACAUCAAAUUGAUCAGAAAUACAUUGUAGACAUUGUUAAUGUUUUAAAUGAAUAUUGUAGCUGGAAACGGCAGAUUUUUUAAAUGGAAUAUCUACGUAGGCGUACGGAGGCC
Messenger RNA from Oncorhynchus nerka (sockeye salmon), 1088 nucleotides. RefSeq names its product kelch-like protein 35. Lineage: Eukaryota; Metazoa; Chordata; Actinopteri; Salmoniformes; Salmonidae. The transcript is spliced from 3 exons. The record is from RefSeq and is a predicted model, not a curated record. Bases 1 to 558 code for a protein of 185 amino acids. Gene Ontology annotation, molecular function: protein binding.